AAUACAUUGUAAACAUUCUAUCAAAUAUAAAUUGCUAUUCAAAGUGUCAAUUUCCCCACAGUCAUCAGCCACAGGAGAGAAGUCAAAGCCAUACAGAAUUACAGCCAAAGAGCCGUACCUAUUCUAGGCAUCAUGAAGCUGCUAUUUAUUGCUGCGCUGAUGAUUGUGUGGGUCUCUCCACUGAGAAGCACGCCUUGCAAAACGGUCCUACGUGUAAAACAAGAAGCUAUGGAGUAUGCUUGCCAGACCCAAAAAAGACCUCUCCAAAAGGCAUUUGGAAUCAUUCCCAUUCCAUCCGUUAUUAACGGAGGAAACAGAGGUAUCCUUGGUCUAGGAUUGGGACUUGUGGACAAUGUUGUCAAGCUUGCUGGGGUCGAAAUCCUGGAGGUCAAACUGCCUGAGAUCAAUGUGAAAAUGAUGCCCAAUGUGGGUGUUCAAGAUCAGUGGGAGAGUACUCCUUGUUGGAAAAAUUGAUAUCAAAGCAGACGCCGGUGUUCUUGCAGAUCUGAGAGUUACCAGGACAGAAAGAGGUAUCCCUAUACUCAGUGUUUCAGCUUGCAAGACUGUGAUGGGAGGAGUAAGAAUCACAGGACCCCUUGGUAUGCUUUCUGCGUUAACAAAUAUAAUAAAAGGUCAUAUUGAAGCCGUCCUUAGUGAGAUGGUUUGUGUAUCGGUAUCAAACGUUUUCCUGGGAUUUAAUGCAAAUCUGGGCAUGUUGGUUGGUGGGUCCAUUAUUGGUGGGAGCCGUGGCUUACAAUACACAAUGCCCAGUACUCCAGUGGUGACAGGAGACUACAUGGAUGUGAUUAUGGAUGUGGAAUACGAAGUGGAUAGGCAGGUUGUUGAAAUACCAAAUGGUGCCAAAGACUUCACUCUUCCUCCUAAUGCUGGUAAUAAAGACGCAAUGGUCAACCUCGGCCUCUCACAGGAUUUUUUCAUCUCGAUGUUUACAGCUUUUCAGAGUUCUGGGGGCUUUAACAUGGAAAUUCCUUCAACUUCUGCUUCUUUUAGGAACUAUCUGUCAACAUCUGCACUGGGUUCCCAUAUUCCUGAGAUCAGCUGGAAAUACAAGCAUUCUCUUUCUGUGAACAUAAAGAUAAUCCUCACUCAAACACCACUUGUUACUCUCGACUCCAACUUCGUGUCAGUUCAGAUUUCUCCAGUUGUGGAGAUGUUUGUUAUGAUGGAUAGCAUGCGUAAUCAGCACCUAAUGACUCUCAAUGUGGGCGCUAACUUGAUGGCCAAGUUGGAUGUGUCUAGGGGAAAGAUCGCGACAUCAGUAGGACUGCAAGGAGAUCUCAAAAUCACAAUGUCUGCAAGCUCUUUUGGAAAGUGCAAGACAAAUCCAUCAGUGCUGAUGGGGUACAUGCGUGACCUCUUCAACAUGGCUUACCUGGUUCAGCUUAAUGCUGACCUGAGUGUUGGAGUAUCUUUACCAUCAUUGCCUGGUGUUGAGCUUAUUCAUGAAGUCAUAGAAGUGAAAAAGGGAUAUGCAGUUGUGUCAUCUGAUCUCCAGUAUGUCAAGUAAAAUCAAGCUGUAAAGAGUUGUCACUGUAUAUCCUAUAUGAAUCAGGGAUGAAGAGCCUUACAUCCAGGAAAAGGACACUCAUAAACCACAAAUUCAAAUAAACAAUAUAUAAAGUCUUUAA
This is a messenger RNA of Rana temporaria (common frog), 1649 nucleotides long. RefSeq names its product BPI fold containing family B member 2 (gene BPIFB2). The record is from RefSeq and is a predicted model, not a curated record. Bases 425 to 1528 code for a protein of 367 amino acids. Lineage: Eukaryota; Metazoa; Chordata; Amphibia; Anura; Ranidae. The transcript is spliced from 16 exons. Gene Ontology annotation, molecular function: lipid binding.